UUUUCAAUAAACAAAUAAAUCAAUUUUUAAAAGCAAAUAUUUCAAAAACUGGUGAAAAAAAUAUAUCAACAAAUUAUAUAUUUUUAUUAUCAAUAUUAUCAAAAAAUAAAUAGGGUGUUUAUUCAUUUACAAAAAAUACAAGUUAUGUCUGUCAUAUCUUUUGCGUGCACCCUGUAUAGCAGGAUUGCUCCUGUGCAAUUUUUGCCUACGUGAUAUUUGGAACGUGUGCAUCUGAUAGAGAUGGCCAAUGUGUGAAAAUGUACCACUAAAACGAGCAAGAAUAUAUAUUGCUUGUAUGAAGGAGGCAAACAAAUAAAAAUAGCUUUAUUGUUAUUUAAAGAUUAUUUUUAAUCAGUAGUAAUUAAAUGUUUUCUGAUUUGCGGUUAAGUUUAUUUAUUUAUAUUUUCAUUAGGUAAUAUAGAAAAAAAUCGAGGUGCUGCAUUGCAGGAUACGUGCAGACUGUUGCAAUUUUAAUUUGAAAACAACAUUUCCACAUUCCUGUUUUUGCAUGGAAAAGUGAAAAUGUGUGAAGAAAAACACUGGGAAAGCGACCAACUGAGACGAUACGAUUUGGAUUUGAAACAAAUUCCCAGACUACGUUACAAUGAUCCCAAAGUUGAUGAAUUGAUUGGACAAAAUAAACCAGUAGUAAUCACAGACUCGAACAUAAUCAAAACGGCUCAGGAAAAUUGGACUCCCGAAUAUUUGGAACAUAAUUUGGGCAAUGUAGGCCACAAUGUGUUCCUGUCCAAAACUCACAAGUUUAAAUAUUUUGACAGAACAAAAAUGCUAAGCCGAUCAAACCCCCAAGGAAUAGAUUUUGUGCCUCCCACAAAGGAAACUAAAUUAAAAAUAGGCGAAUUUAUGAAAAAGUUAAAAGAGUGGAAGCCAGGAAAUGAUAGAUUAUAUCUGCAGCAACCUUUGAACGACACAGUAGGCCCUUCAUUGGUAAGGGAUUUUGUAAGAUUUGACUGGGAGUAUGUUGGGCAAAAACAAAACAAGCACAAUUGGGGGCCUUUAACUUCAAAUUUGUUGCUUAUAUCACAGGAGGGUAACGUUACACCAUGCCAUUAUGAUGAACAACAAAAUUUCUUUGGCCAAGUCUACGGCUACAAAAGGUGCAUUUUGUUUCCUCCUAGUGAUUUUGAAUGUUUGUAUCCUCACCCUGUACACCAUCCUCAUGACAGACAAAGCAUGGUUGAUUUUGAUUGUCCAGACUAUACAAGGUUCCCAAAAUUUAAAAACGCCAAAGGCUUUGAAACUGUCCUAAAACCUGGUGAUGUACUUUAUAUCCCAAUUUAUUGGUGGCAUCACGUUGAGUCAUUGAUGAAAGGAGGGCCAACAAUAUCAGUCAAUUUUUGGUACAAAGGUGGUCCAACAAGUUUGGAGUAUCCUUUGAAAGACCACCAAAAAAUUGCCAUUACAAGAAAUGUGGAGAAAAUGCUGUUGGAGGUGUUGCAAGAUCCUAGAGAAGUAGGCCCUUUGCUUAGAUCGAUGGUAAUGGGCCGAUAUACAGAAUGAUACUGUUUGUGAUAUGAGUACACGAAAUCUUAUAAUUAUUUUUUGAUUCAGUUUUUAAUAUUUAAAGUAUUAUUAUUAUGUGUUAUUAAAAAUAAGUAUUUUUUUCUUUUGGACUAUGAUUUACUGUACUCAAAUACAAUUUGCCUACUUAAAUAUUGUCUUGAUACAUUAUAAAUGUAUUUUAUUUCAAUUGUAAUAACUACUAUUACUUAUAAGUUUUGUUUAUUAUUAUACCCAUCUAGUUAUUUUAUAAAUCUUAAGGUAUUUUAUUGUAAAGUUAACAAAAAUUGUCGCAAAAAUAUGACUGACUAGAUAAAUAAAUAAGGUCUAUU
This is a messenger RNA of Ceutorhynchus assimilis (cabbage seed weevil), 1853 nucleotides long. The record is from the annotation of a GenBank genome assembly. Lineage: Eukaryota; Metazoa; Arthropoda; Insecta; Coleoptera; Curculionidae.